This is a messenger RNA of Phyllotreta striolata, 8323 nucleotides long. The record is from the annotation of a GenBank genome assembly. NCBI's taxonomy places the organism in Eukaryota, Metazoa, Arthropoda, Insecta, Coleoptera, Chrysomelidae.
GGGCGAAAAACGAUGAAAUCCCGUCGGCUCGCGCCGCCCCUGCGUCUUUAGCGUAGGUGUAGCGCGUGGACGCGCGCGCAUCCACACACUACACCCGUUUCAUUGAUCAGUCCGGCCAGUACAGAGAGCGAAGAGCGACCGAGAGUGAGGCGCGAUCAGCCGUCGAGUAGCGUCGGACAUCUUCUGCUGUGCGUCCCCGAGUGUGCGAUAGCCGUCGACGAUGAAAACGUCCUGAGCGAAAACACCGACCCGAACCCGCAUCGCCGUUUCGAAAAAUGCCAUGAAAUGUCCCGCGACGCGUACGUGGGGGGCACGCGGUCGCCGCGAGGCGUGAGGUUGCCCACGGUCGACCGAUCCCCCAGCCGGGCCUACCCCGGCGGCAGCCCGUUGGGUCGGAAGCCGCUGCGGCAGACGCGAUCGGGCAACAAUUCGCCGGAGCACGGCUACACCGCCGGCUACCACCACUCGCCGUACUACAGGGAGGACGACCUAGGGAGUCCUAUGUUGGAGGAACGCGGAAGGCCUAUGACGGUUGGACCGGGACACCAUCGCUCCAGGAGCGCUACCAGGCCCUCCAACCCAAUGUCCGUUAGAUACCAAUCGUUAGACAGAGGACCGACGAUGGAGCACGAACGAGAAUUUCUACCGAUAAGAGAUCGAAGAGACCGAUCGCUCGACAGAGGCUUGUACUACGACGAUGAACCGUACAGUUCGAGUUUCCUCUCCAGAUCGGCCAGGCAAUCGCCCACCUCCCAUCAGCCCUUCAUCGGCGAGCUGCAGCACCAGAACUCCGAUCUGCAGCGCGACCUCGCCAAUUUGAAGAAGGAACUCGAGCUGACCAACCAGAAACUGGGAUCGUCGAUGCACUCGAUCAAGACCUUCUGGAGCCCGGAGCUGAAGAAGGAGAGAGCCCUGCGCAAGGAGGAAUCCGCCAAGUACAGUCUAAUCAACGAUCAGCUCAAAUUGUUGAGCAACGAAAACCAGAAACAAGCGAUGCUAGUACGUCAAUUAGAGGAAGAAUUACGAAUGCGAAUGCGAGGACCCAGCAUCGAAGUUCAACAGCAAAUGGAAGCCAUGUAUCAGGAAAACGAACAUCUCACCAGAGAAAUCGCCAUACUGCGGGAUACUAUCAAGGAGCUGGAGCUUAGGAUAGAAACGCAAAAGCAAACGCUGCAAGCGCGCGACGAGAGCAUAAAAAAGUUGCUGGAGAUGCUUCAAAACAAAGGCAUGGGUAAAGAGGAGGAAAGACAGAUGUUCCAACAAAUGCAAGCUAUGGCUCAAAAGCAGCUCGACGAAUUCCGCGUGGAGAUCCAACGCAGGGACCAGGAGAUCCUCGCCAUGGGCGCCAAGAUGAAGACGCUCGAGGAACAACACCAGGACUACCAGCGGCACAUCGCCGUGCUCAAGGAGUCGCUCUGCGCCAAAGAGGAGCACUACAACAUGCUGCAAACCGACGUCGAGGAGCUCAGGCAGCGAUUGGAGGAGAAGAAUCGCUACGCUGAGAAGAAGGCGCAGCAAUUCCAGCAGGAGCGCGCCAGAGCCGGCGCCGAAAUGGCCGAAAUGAGAGAGCACAUGGACAUCAAAGAUAGGAAAAUCAACGUUCUACAAAGAAAAGUGGAGAACCUGGAGGAUCUUCUGAAGGAGAAGGACAACCAAGUGGACAUGGCCAGGGCGAGGCUUUCGGCGAUGCAGGCGCACCAUUGCUCCUCGGAGGGAGCCCUUUCGACGCUCGAAGAAGCCAUCGGCGACAAGGAGAAGCAAAUGAACCAGCUGCGCGAGCAGCGCGAUCGCGCCGAGCAGGAGAAGCACGAAGAACGCGAGCUGCACGAACGAGAAAUAGCCGAGUACAAGAUGAAAAUACACGCACUUAAUAGCGAAGUCGAAAAGCUCACAGCUAGAUUAGAAAGAGCACAAAACGACAGAGAUCGCUUGGAAACGAAGUUGGAGAGUUCGCAAUCGGAGUUGGGCAAAUCCAAGGCUGAGCUGGACAAGGCCGCCGUCGAGGUGGGAAGGAGCGGCGCCGAUUGGGAGGCGGCCAGGCAACGAUUGACCCGAUUGGAACUGGAAAACGAACGCCUUAGAAGCGAACUCGAACGAGCACAGACCACCACCACCACUAGCAGCAGCUUCGGACGGGUCACUUUUAGCAGCUCGCAUGAACUCGAUCGCAUGCAAGAGCGCGCCGACAAAUCUUCAUCGGAUUUGAGGCGAUGCCAGGCGGAGCUGCGGGUGACGCAGGCCGACAGCGAACGAGCCCGGCAGGAAGCGAAGGCUCUGCAGGAAAAACUGGAAAAGUCCCAGGGGGAAGUAUACCGCCUCAAGGCCCGACUGGAAAACUCUCAUCAAGAGCAGGAGAGUCUGCGGGAGGAAUUCGAGAGAGCGCAAUCCAACGCGGCGAAAUUGCAUGCGGACAAAGAUCGAGCUUACGCGGAAUUGGAGAAGGCUCGCGAAGAAUUGGAGCGUACGUCGGCGACCUUGGGAAAGGCUCAACUACAACAAGACAAACUACAGAACGCUCUAGACAAGGCACAGACGGAGGUCGACAAGCUCCAAGAAAAACUCGACAAGUCACUUGGCGAGACCAGAAGGAUACAACUGGAGAAAGAAAAAGUGUUAUACGACUUAGAGAACAUCCAAUCGCAAUUGGACAAGGUUCUCGGCCAGUCUGCUCGUCUGCAGAAAGAAAAAGAAUCGGCUCAAGUAGAGGCAGAUCGGCUGAGAGAUAAAGUCGAUAAAAGUCAAUCGACCAUGUCGCGGCUUCAAAUCGAACGCGACAGCUUCCAAGACGAAUGCGAGAAGCUCAAAGAAAGAGUGGAAAUGCAAUUAACGCAAAUCUCCAAAGUACAAAGAGAGAGGGCCGACAUCGAGACCGAAUUAGACGUUCUCAAAGACAGAUGGGAGAAGGCCCACACCAACCAGCAGAAACUCCAAAUCGAACGAGACGACGCCAUUUCCGAAAUCGAAUUACUCAAAGAAAAAUUGGACAAAGCCAUAUACACGUCGCAGAAAGUCAUGGACGAAAGAGAUAACGUGCACAAAGAGUUUGAUAAACUAAUCGAAAAGUAUGAUAGAUCCCAAGGCGACGUUUACAGAAUACAAAACAAACUGGAUACCGUCCAAGCCGAAAAAGACCGACUCGAAAUAGAGUUAGAAAAACAGCAAAUCCAAUCGGUGAAAAUGCGAGAAGACCAACGAAAGCUCCAAGACGAAAUGGCCAGAACCCAAGAAAUGUACGACAGAGUCGCCAUGCAACUGGGAAGAUCGAAGGAAUUGGAAGAAAAAUCCAAGGAAGAACUCGAACGGCUCAACAUCGACAUCGAAAUGGUGCGCGACAGAUACGAGAAGGCGCAGGCGGAGAUGCGACGGCUGCAAAGCGAAAAGGAGAAAUUGCACGGCGACAACGAACGCAUGCAGUACGAAAUCGAACGCACCCACGGCCAAUUGGGCAAGCUGCAGGCGAGCUACGAAAAGUCCCAAGAGGAGUGCGCCCGGCUGCAGGUCGAGGCGGAGAAGGCGCGCGACAAGCACGACAAGCUGCAGGUGGAAUUCAGGAAGAUCAUCGCCGAGUACGACGCCCUGCGCGAAACCGCCGCCCCCGGACGGGAGCGAUUCUCCAAGUACGAUCGCGAAGAUCGAUCCAGAGACGACAGCGAUCGACUGCGCGCCGAAAUCGACAGGCUGCGAGAGCGCUUGGACAAAACCCUCGGCGAUCUGGACAGGUCCAGGAAGGAGCUCGCCCAUCUGGAGAGCACCAGAGGCAAAUUCUCCUACGAACAGGAGAAGGAACGAAGCGUCGAGCUGGAGAGAGCCAGGGACGAGCUGCAGAGGUCGCUGGCCAACAACCAACAGCUCGAAACCAAGUUGCACGAGGUCAGCAUACAGCUGGAUUUGGCCAGGCAAGAAGUGGCCAAAGUCACCGGUAACCAGGAGAAACAACGGCACGAAUUGGAGCGCGCCGUCAUCGAGUGCGAGAAACUGCGCGACCGAUACGAGAAACUCAAAUUGCAAUCGGACAAGUGGGAGAAGGACAACGAAAAACUGCGAAUGGAAGUGGCCCAAGCGGACAGAAGGCAAACGCUGGCCGCCGAUAAGCUGCGAAACGACGAACGAUUGGAAAUCGAAAGACUGAAGGAGAAAUUGGAGAAGGCGAUCGCGGCUCGCGACGCCACCGAAUUGGAGGCGGGCAGGCUGGCGCAGGAGCUCGAAAAAUCCCAACAGCACCUGGCCAACGCCUUGCAAACCAACGAAGCCACCAAGAUCGAAUUCGAGCGCAUGGCGAACGAACUGGCCAGAAUGCACGAACGAAUCGAAAGGGAUAAGCUAGAUUGGAAGACCAUGGAGCAGGAGAGAGACGUCCUUCGCGCCGAGGUGCAGCAAAUCAGAAGCGGAAUGGACACGCAACGCCGGACGAUAGACCACAGAUCGCAAGAAACGAUAGUCAAACUGCAGCAAGAACUCGCCCAAGUGUCCAGGGAGAGGGAGAAAAUGGCCGCGAUGCUCGACAAGCAAGGCCGCCAAGGCGAAUCCAUCGAAAAGCAAAUCAUCAAAUACGAAGCCGACAUUAAGCAACUCACGAUGGAACGCGACCAGCUGAUCAUGCAACUGGAAAAAUCCCAAGACAUGCUGAUGAACUUCCAGCAAGAAUUGAACCACAGCGAGUCGGAGUUGGAGAAGCAAAAGGCCGAAGUGGCGCGGCUCAGGGGCGAGCAGAAGAAAAUCACGCAGGACGUCGAACGAGGCACCAAGGACGUCAUAGAGAACAGGGAUAAGGAGAUAGCGAAGCUGCAGCAACAGCUGCAGGCCGCGCACAAGGAGAGGGACACCCACCGACAGCGGGCGGACAAGGCGGAGAAGCUCCUGCAGGAGUCGGGCGCGCGCGGCGACUCGGAGUUGGAGCAAUGGAGGAAGGUCGUCCAGCAGGAGACCGACCGGGCGGACCAGGCGGAGAAAACCGCGCAGGAUCUGCAGAAGCGAAUCCAAGUGAUGGAGAAGCAACUGCAGCAACAGCUGCAGCAAAUGGCGCAGUACCAGAAAGAGAGGGGCAUCCAACCGCCGCCGCAGGACGACAAAGAAGUGGCGAGGUUGAGGAAAGAACUAGAAAAAUCCCACGCGGAUGUUAAGAAUUCCAUGAAGGAAAAAGAAAGGUUGCAAGCGCAACUCGAGAUGCUUGUACAAGAACUGGAGAAAAACCAGUUGGAAUUGCAAGAAGCCCACAAAAAGGCGACCGCUGCAGGUGCUCAAAAACCAAGCGAAGAUUUGAGCGCGCAGAGGAAGCACCUGGACGACGAAAAGAAGAAGAUAGAGGAGGCUCGAAGGCAAUUCGAGGAGCAGCGCAGAAUCGUAGAAAACAAGAGCAGGCAGGUGGAGGAAAAGGAAAGAGCUCUAGUCGAAUUGGAAAAGCAAUUACAGAAACAGAAACAACAACUGGACCAAUUACAAAACUCGUUACAAAAGGCCGGUGGAAACGCCGCCGCCAUGGGAGAUCUGAACAAGAAACUGUCCGAAGCCGAAAAGAAGAUGGAACAAGCACAAGAAGAAGCCAAACGGUCCGCCACCGAAAUGGAAAGAUUGCUCCAAUUAGUCCAAAUGAGCCAAGAGGAACAGAACAUGAAAGAGAAGCAAAUCGCCGAAUUACAACAGGCGCUCAAAAAUGCACAGGCAAAAUUGAAGAGUCAACAACAAGCACAACAACAAGAGGAUACCAAGGACGGCAACGCCGAGUCGACGUUGAGGUCCUUCGAAGAGUCAAAGGAGAAACGCCUCCUGGAGGCCGCCCUCAAGCGUCAAGAGGACAUCAUCGCGGAGUUGCGGCGCAACGCCCGCAACACCACCGAUCAGAUGAAGAUCGAAUUGGAGAGCCGGUUCUCCGCCGAAAAGGAACCCGACGAGUUCAUCGACAACGAUGGAUUCGACGGCGAGAAGAACCGAAGGAUCAGGGACCUCGAAUGCGCCCUCAGGGAGAGCAUCAAAUUGUCCACCGAAAGGGAACUGGUGCUCGUGCAGGAGGAGAAAAAGAGGCAACAGAUACUGCAAAAAGUAUACAAGUUAGAACAGAGGUUGAUGUCGUUGCAAUCUGCACAAGCGCUGCGAUGUCACUCGUGCAAGCCCUACGUCUCGCGAAUGACAACGUUAGAAUCGAAAUUUGCUCAACUUAUAGGCGAAAGAAAGAGGAAUUUGAAGGAACUGGCGCACAUGAAACGGGAAGCUUUGGAAUCGGCCAUAAGUGAAAAAGACGCCCAUCUAGCUCUGCUGGAAAUAUCCGGUAUAAGAAGCGCCCAACAAUCGGAAGAAGUGGAUCGCCUUCGAAUGGAUAAAAGACGGUUGUUGGAGAAGCUCAAACAAGAGGCGGAGCUGAGCCUUUCCAUCGAAGAAGACUGUUUGGAGGAAGCCGAGCUUUCCAGUUCAUUGUUAGCAACAACUGAGUGACUUUAAAUCGCAAUAGGUACUCCGGUGAUCUCAGCAAUAAAAGCACGAACAAUUCGUCGGUAAAUAGAAAAGAAAAAAUCGGUACGACCGAUUUUCCGAACAACUGAAAACACUGCCGUUAAAUUAAUAUACUUAUCUACUAUUAUAAUAAAUAAACUAAUAGGUAUAACGAACUAAUGGAUGUGUCUAGUGGUAGAUCUACGAGUAAAGUUGUUGGUUGUUUUCUCCGUCAAAAUUAGAUACGACAAUAAUUAUGGAAUGGGGCAUAAUUGUUAAACUAUUACUUAAUAGAUAGGUUGUGUUAAUAUGCAAAAAAAAAGUAACUUUCAACUCCCUGCUAUCCAACUCCCUCUAUCUCAUUGGAAGAAUUUCUUAAAGUAAAGUGAGCCUGUUUGUUAGAUUAUCUAUUUAAUCGUCACGUGUGAGAUAACUUUUAAGGAUGCUGUAUGAAUCCGAAAAUUGUUUUUUACGGCGUCGAUCUUGGCAUAAAGUCCUUAGAAAACACAAUAAUUUCACUUUAAUUAGAUUAAAUUACAUUACAUGCUAAGUAAUGUAAUAGUUUACACGCAAAUACUCUACUGAUUAGACUGGUAAAGGGCCCAAAUUAAUUUUCCUACAGUCCUACAAGAUCCUAGAUAACACUCUUAGUUAUAGUUAAAACGAAUUAUUAGAGGAAUUUAAAAUAGGUUCGAAGUAAUUAGAAGUGAAUGUAAAUAAAAUGGUUUUUGGAUUCAAUUUAAUAUGCAGUACAAAUAAGUAGAGUGUGGGCGACAUUAUGCCAGGAUAGCGUCGAGUGCUGUUUACUCUUUCAAUAUUCUAUCCUUCACGAAUUACUAUAUCACGUUCACAAUAAGCGGCUACCAUGUUUUUGUAAACUUUAAUAUGUUUAGCAAUUUGUAAAUUAAUAACAUUUCUAGGGCCGCAGAUGUGUAAUUUAUUAUUGCGAAAGUCUGUGUGUAUAUUCAAUAAGUACCAUUUGCAACUUUUGAUGAAUUUAAUAAUAAUUUUCGAGUAUUACGAGUAAGAGUAAAUAAAUCUUUUCGCAUAGUAUAAAAGAAACAUUCCACAAAGGCUAUUUCAUAUCAUGUACGCAAGAGUUGCAUUUGGGUUACCAUAAUUUAAUGCCUAUUUUGUAAAAAGCCCGUAAUUAAGGUAAAAAUUUAAUAAUUAUUAUUAAUAAUGAAAAAGAUAUGUAUGUUUCUAUUCAUAUGAGAUAUACUUACAUCAAAGACGUUAAUUAAUUGGAUGAUUUCCAAAUGCCUUGUAUAUCAAUUUAGUUAUUCAUUAUUCAUAUCAUAGGCCGAGCAACACUGCCAUCUCGUGCCAUUAUCAUAAGAGUAACUGAGCGUUGUUGAGUUCAAUCAGCCUUUUAUUAAAACUUUCCAGCAAAACUCACACCAUAUACAAGUAAAUUUUAUCUUUAUACGCGUAAUUUUGCAGAGUAUACACAAAAUAAACUCCUCUAAAGAUUUAUCUAUUGUGAUGAAGUAACGGUGAAGUAACAUUGAUUCAACUAUAGGAAUAUUACUAAAUAUGUUUAACUGAAUAUUAUUAAUGUGGUUUUUGUUGGAAAGGCUUCUUUGGUGUCCACUUUAUGGUCGGGUAAUGAAGUAGAUAUAGUAGAAAGAGACUUGGAUUUUUACUGUAUGUACUUAUUUCGAAAAUUACUAGUACAGUGUAAACAAUAAAAUUAGUCGAAAUUUAUUAGGAUUAAAUCUUAUAGUUUAAUUCGGUGUUCCAAUAUGUCACUAUGGAUUGUCUCUUAUGGUUAGAUGAACCAUGGAAAUUGUGAUCUUGACUUUGUUUCUUCGAUAUUAUUUUCAUAACGUUUAAUUGAUUAGUUGUUGUAAUAAUUCAGUAAUAUUGCGUAUUUGAUUUCGAAUUGUAUCAUUUUUAC